AUGUCGCCACAACCAGUUAUCCGUUGUCUGGUCGAUGAUACCAUCCUCACCAGAAAUAUUUCCGAGAUCGAACCAUGGGUCUCGCAGGGCGCCCUCAUUCUCGUGGUUCCUCUCUACACGCUCGAAAGACUCCGCAUCCUCAAGAAGGAUUCUUCGCAGAUCGGCCAGAAUGCUCGCAAGGCUGUGAAAUUUCUUGACAAGACUACCUCUUCGCGCGGUGAUCUCCCUCACGAUCCUGUCAUCCUGCAAGGCCCUGACGACCAGUACCCAACCUGGGCUGAAGUUGAAGCGCACUACAUUAAUGACGCCCUGAAGACCAACCCUGUUGUUGGGGAAGAUGAUUCCAUCUGCACCAUGGAUACAAAACAGGAAAAGGACGCCGAGGUCCGACUGAAGGAGACCACCCCGGCUGGCGGCGCCCUCUCUCAGCUCUUGCUUGACAAGCUCAACUUUGCCAAAGAUCCAAACAUGACCUCACCUACGUCCACUCCUCCACUGUCCCCUUCUUCCUCCGGCCUUCAGAGCUCAAAGACAAGUCCGGAGGUUAAGUCCGCGAGCAUCGUGAAGCAGGAUCAAGCACCAGUCCCGCCAUCUCUCAAGCCUUUGCUCAAUCCUGUCGUCUGGUACAUGCAUGAGAACAAAGCCACCAUUGGCGACCAUUUCUUCCUGCUCACAAAUUCCGCCGAUACCAUCCAUCUUGCCCGUGAUUUUGGAAUUCCAACUAAGAACAUUCAUCAGUUGAGAAGUGCUCUAGGUUUAGAUGAGUCCGUCGGAGUUAAGAAUGGUCCCAAACGCGAAGAGAGAUCUAAGAAAGAACAAUCCAAACCAGCCCCACGGCCAGAGGUCAAGACGUUGUUCAGCUAUGACGAUAUUGAAAGCGAUGAUGAAGAAGUCGUCUUCAAACCUCGUGGAAGAGGCUCUGGCUCUGCUCCCACCGUGACAGCCUCCAGGCCCGCCGCUCCUAGCAGAGCCCGCAAAGGCAAGGAUACUCGUUCACCGCGCACUUCUUUCAGUACCCCUGUCCAACCUGCAGCACAGACCCAACCUCAGAUUCCUAUCGAGGAGAUUGAUCCAGACUCCUUUGAUAGAGGUAGUUUUGGUCGCGGCAGUACUCCUCUUGUGAACGUUAGCAGCCACACGCAAGGCAGCUACAAUUCCAGCCGUGGCUCCGGGUAUCGUGGCAAUCAUGGCCAAAAUGGUCGAGGAGGAGCUCACUCUCGCGGUGGCGGCCGAGGUAUGGAACGUGGAUCAGCGCGUGGCAAAGGUCGACUCUUCGUCCCGUAA
Molecule: messenger RNA, 1284 nt
Organism: Exophiala aquamarina CBS 119918
Lineage: Eukaryota; Fungi; Ascomycota; Eurotiomycetes; Chaetothyriales; Herpotrichiellaceae
Exons: 2
Coding region: 1-1284 (427 amino acids)
Source: RefSeq, a predicted model, not a curated record